UUUAACGUGGCUGCUUUUCACAGUUUGACUCGCACUUUCAGGCAAGCAGAUGUCUUUGAGGAAUUACACACAAACAACCGACUCAAACAGAGAAAUACCUCUCUCACUGCCCUCCCCCUUACAAUACGGUUGAUGGAUUCAGCAGAGCAGAUGGAUGCUUCUAGAAGGUGAGAGGUGCUGCGGUCGUGGGUCUCAGGUGAAAAGCUGCAGGGAGCCAGGAAGAUGGAGCAGGCUCAUAGUUUACUGCUCAACGAGGAGGCCUGCAGUCAGCUGCCGGAGCACCAGAGGGCUGAGUUCGUCUUCGAGUGGCUGCGCUUCCUCAAGAAACUUCUCCCUGCCACAGACCGGGCUGAUGUAAAACAGAAACAGAAGCGUCUGGUGGAGCAGCUGACGACAGUACUGACGAGUUCUCCGGGUCCCCCGACGCGUCUGCUGCUGGCACAGUGCCUAGCGCUAGUGUAUCGAGUGGGCGACUCCCUCACGUCCAGCCUCACUGUGGACCGCUGUAAUGAUAUCAUCCGCAGCAAGGAUGACUCUCCCAGCUUCCUGCCUACCCGACUGGCAGCUGUGGCGUGUUUGGGUGCGCUGUAUGAGCAGCUGGGCCGACUGCUCAUCAACUCAUUUAAAGAGACCACAACAAACCUUCUGAAAGCUAUGAGGAGUGCAGAGUCUCAGGGUCGCUGUGAGAUCAUGCUGUGCGUUGAGAGGAUUCUGAGGGGUUUAGGUGUAAGUGCUGUAUCCUGUCACAGAGACAUCUAUAAAGCUGCUCGCACUGGUCUCACUGAUCGCUCCAUGGCUGUGCGCUGUGCUGCUGCAAAGUGUCUUUUGGAGCUCCAGCGAGAGGCUGUCUUCCUGUGGUCCACAGAGCUGGAGAAUGUGGCCACUCUUUGUUUCCGAGCGCUUGAGGGCUCAAACUACGAUGUCCGAGUCAGCAUCUCAAAGCUGCUUGGCACUUUAUUAGCAUCAGCACUGGAGCCCAGACAGGCUAUAGCUCCGAGGCCGGGCUCCAAGCGCAGCUCCCUGGAGGAGGUGAUGGAGCUUCUGAGCUCUGGUUUCCUGCGGGGUGGAGCUGGCUUCCUGCGGGCCAGUGGAGACAUGCUGAAAGGGACCAGCUCAGUCAGCAGAGAUGUGCGCGUGGGCAUCACACAGACAUGUGUGGUGUUUGUGUCUAUUCUGGGUGGUGUGUGGCUGGAGACGCACUUCUCCAGACUUCUUUCUCUCCUCAUGGAGUGGGCAUCUCACACGCGGGCCACACAAUACCCAGCAGAUGCUGUGUCUUGCCGCUGCUGUGUCUCCUUCAUAUUGCGGGCCACUCUUGGCACUCUGCUAGGGGAAAAGGCCCAAAUUGCCGCUGCCAAGGAGAUCUGUCAAGUGAUCAGCAAACAGAAGAGGGUUGUGGAUGCAUCUCUUCAUGAAGGAAACAUGGAAACGCGUGUGAGCCCUGCGGAUGUUGCAGCCAGUCAGCAUGUGUUGGUGUGUGCCCUGCUGGAGCUGGGCAGUUUGGUACAGGACCUGAGCUCUACUGCUGCUCCAUUGUUGCAGGACACUGGAAUAGGAAUGUUGGACACCGUGAUCUCUGUUCUUCUUCACCCCAGUGCAUCUGCUCGUCUGGCCUCCGCCUGGUGCCUACGGUGUAUUGCCGUAGGGAUGCCAGCUCAGGUGGCGGUGUUGCUAGACCGCUGUGUAGAGAGGCUCAAUGCCCUGAAGUCAUGCCCAGAGGCCGUGGCAGGAUACAGUGCUGCCAUCGCUGCUCUGCUGGGGGCCGUACAGCUCUCUCCGCUGGGAAUAUCACAUUCAAAGGGCAAGAUGGUGAUGACUUUGGCUGAAGAUCUGCUGAGAUCUGCAGCUCAGAACAGCAGAAUCUCCAUUCAGCGCACUCAAGGAGGCUGGUUGCUGCUCAGUGCCCUCUCAACACUAGGUCCCACUGUAAUGGAGCAUCACUUGCCUCGAUUGCUGUUACUGUGGAAAUGUGCCUUCCCGCUGUCUGUAAAGGAUGUGGAGAUGGAGCUGCGGCGUGGAGACUCUUUCACCUGGCAGGUGACCCUGGAGGGUCGGGCAGGAGCACUGUGUGCAAUGAAGAGUCUGGUGGUUCAUUGUAAAGAGCUUCUCACUGAUGAUGUCAUCUGUCGCUUUGUUCCUCUCCUGUCCUGUGCGGUGGCCCUACUAACUCAGCUGCCGUCUAUUAUUAAAUCUUAUGGAAAUCAGAUAAAAAAUGCAGCAACAGUCUUUAAAUUAAGAUUGUAUGAGAUCCUCAAGUUGCUUCAACCUAAAAUCUAUGAAGAGAGUUUUGGCACAGUUCUAAAGCAGCUGCUGAAUGAUCUGACCGGGCCAGAAAUCACAGCAUGUGCUGAGCGGAACCUGCUGCCCUCCCUGUGCUACAGCCAAGACCUUGCUCUGCUGGGUCCCGGACUGCAGGAUAUGGAUCAGCGCUAUAUAGAAGAGCAGCUGCAUGGAGGUGGUUCAGGAGGUGGGACACUAGAAUAUGACUCAUUUACCAUCUUUGAGAAAUCUCAGGAGGUUCCUACUCCGCUCCCUCCAGCCUCAGCUCUAACAGUGGCUGCUGUCCAGCUGUUUGGAGUGAUUUUUCCCCACCUGAGUGUCCAGCAGAGGGCUCAGGUCCUGGAGCAGUUUUGUGAAUUUGUGCGACAGCUUAAAGGAGCUCGGCAGCAAACAGUCCAAAUACACGUAACUGCUGCUUUCUUUUGCACUUUGAAGAGUUUGGCAUCAAGUCGGAGCGAAUUGGGGCCAGAGGAGGUCCAAAGACCAGCAUUGUCUCUCCUGUUGGGGGCGUUGGAGGGCUCAAACCCUCUACUGCGCUGCAUGGCUGCAGAGGGUUUAGCAAGGCUGGUGCAAGUUCUUAAUGACCCCGGCUUCACAGUUUCCCUCACUCUCAUGAGCUUUGACAAACUGAAGACAGCAAGGGAUGCCAUCACACGCACAGGCCAUGCCUUGGCCCUCGGAACGGUUUACCGUUAUCUUGGUGGGAUUAGCUCCCCUCAGUACCUCAGUGCCUGUGUUGGGGUUCUUUUUACCCUGUCCCAGGAUAAUACCUCACCAGAAGUAAAGAUGUGGGCUCUUCAUGCUCUGUCCACUGUGGUGGACCUAGCAGGUCCUUUGUACCACAGUCACCUGGAGGCCAGCUUCACUCUGGUGCUGCGUUUGCUCCUCUCUACCCCACACACACACAUGGAGGUGCAGCAAAGCCUGGGCCGCUGUCUUAACGCCCUCAUCACCUCUGUGGGGCCGGAUCUGCAAGGUGAGGGUGCAGGUGUGUGUGCGGUGAGGACCUCGUGUUUGGUGGGCUGUGCUGUGAUGCAGGAUAGCCAGGACUGUUUAGUCCAGGCUCAGGCCAUCUCUUGCCUCCAGCAGCUGCACAUGUUUGCGCCACGCUUCGUCAAUCUGUCCAGCCUUGUGCCAAGUCUCUGUGAGAUCUUGUUGGAUUAUUCUGUGUUGAUAAAUCUGUGCAGCUCAUACCUGUCUCUGCGGCGAGCGGUUGUGGCCUGUUUAAGACAGCUGGCUCAGAGAGAGGCAGUGGAGGUAUCGGAACACGCAGUGGCUCUGGUUAAAGAGCUUCCCCGCAGAGACAACACACAGCUGGAUGUCACUAUUAAGGAGGUGGGCUUGGAGGGAGCUUUGUUCAGUCUCCUGGACAGGGAGUCGGAUCCCCGCCUGUGCAGAGACAUUCAGGAAACACUGGUCCAUAUGAUGAGUUCAGCAGCUGAGAGUAAGCUGGCCCACUGGCUGAAGCUCUGCAAAGAUGUACUGUCCGCUUCUGCAGACUCCGCUGCAGCCGCCUCUGUAGAAACCCAGCAAGAGGAGGAUGGAGAUCGAUAUGAUGACUCCUCUGCAUUCCAUGCAAAAUCUGAGUCCAGCGGGCCCUUCAAUAACCUGCGCUGGUCCACUCGUGUGUUUUCUAUGGAGUGUGUGUGUCGCAUAAUAGCACAGUGUGAGAACAGAGACUCAGCUCACUUUAACAUGGCACUUGCUCAAGAGCAGCGUUUACAUGAGUCCACAGAUUUCCUGGUUCUUCACUUGGCGGAUCUGAUCCGCAUGGCGUUCAUGGCAUCCACAGACCACAGUGACCAGCUCCGACUGGCUGGUUUGCAAACGCUUCUGGUCAUUAUUCGUAAAUUCUCCAAUGUACCAGAGCCUGAGUUCCCUGGGCAUGUCAUUCUGGAGCAGUAUCAAGCCAAUGUUGGAGCUGCGCUUAGACCUGCCUUCCAUGUGGACGCUCCUCCAAACGUGACCGCCAAAGCUUGCCAGGUCUGCAGUGCAUGGAUCGCCAGUGGGGUCAUCAGUGACCUGCGGGACCUGAGAAGGGUACAUCAACUUUUGGCAUCCUCUCUGGCCAAAGUGCAGGUGGGGAGAGAUGUUCCCAGUCAGCUCUAUAAUGAAAGCACCUUCACCAUGGAGUCGCUGGCGGUGCUCAAAGCCUGGGCGGAGGUCUACAUCACAGCAGUGCAGGGCUCUAGGCAGAGGGACAGUCCGGUCAGUCAUCAGCAGCAGCAGAGUGAGGAGGCUGGGACUGCAGGUCAAGCAGGGGCUGGUUUGCUCAAACUAGUUCAGACUGAUCUGGCAACCCUGAGUCGCCUAUGGCUGGCAGCCCUUCAGGAUCAUGCCCUGCUCACACUGCCCCCACACUACUCUAGUCAUCUUCCCUCCACAGGCGGCUCAUUUUACACUGCAGAAACGGUGGAACAGGCCCGUCCACAUUACUACAGUGCCUGGGCAACCAUUCUCCAUGCCACUGCCCUCUGGCUCAACAGCACCGGCUUUAUCGUGGUGGAUGAGGGCCCUGCAAACCUUUCCAGGCCCGUCACGCCCACUUCCAUGGGCCAGUCCACAUCACUGAGCAACGUUAAAUCUCCAGAGGACAUCAACAGUGAUCGCCUACACCUCAUCCUUGGGAUCAGUGUGGAGUUUUUGUGCUCUCCUCAUUCUGGAGACCAAAUGGAAAACAUUCAUUCAUGUCUUCAGGCUCUGCAGGCCUUAUUGGAGGUGCCUUGGCCUCGCUCAAAAGUGGGCAAUGAUCAGGCUCUGAGUGUGGAGCUGCUUAGCAUCCUGCAUAGGCUCAUAGUCACUCGGGAAUCUCCCAGCAUUCAGCUGGCUGUGCUGGAACUGGUGCAGCAGAUUAUUUGUGCAGCUCAGGAACACGUCAGAGAAAAACGCCACAGCGCAGAGGUGGAUGACGGUGCGGCAGAGAAGGAAACAGUUCCUGAGUUUGGUGAGGGACGAGACACUGGUGGCCUGGUGCCAGGGAGAUCUCUCGUGUUUGGAGCACUGGAGCUGUGUCUCUGCACGCUUGUGAGGAAGCUUCCGCAGCUCAGCCCCAAACUGACCGGCAGUCCCACGGGACGGGGAGGACAGACGUGCUCCCUCAGCGCCACUGACUGCAGACUCGUCACAUCUGCUCUGGCCAUCCUCUCUGAACUGCCCUCCAUCUGUUCACCAGAGGGCAGUGUGUCAGUGCUGCCCACAGUGCUGUAUCUGCUGCUCGGGGUUUUGAAAGAGGCAGUGAAAGGCUCUGUUGGAACUGAGAGUGGACAGCUGGUGUCAGGCAUCCUGCAGGCCCUGCGCACUCUUCUCACUUCUCCCAUGAGCAGAGCUGAGAAGAGUCGUGGGGCCUGGACUCAACUACUGCAAUGCGCACUUCACACACUCCUGGAGUCCUGGAGUACAGAUAAAGUGGAGCCUGGAGUAGAUGAGGUCACCAUGUUGACAUCGCUCACCAUCUUCCUGCUGUACGCCAGCGCUGAGGUCACCUCUGUAGAGCCACUGCAAACCCGCUGCAUCCAGACAUUCAGAGCAAGUCUGGACUCCAAAGACCCCGUGGUGCUGAGCAGGAGUUACCAGUUGCUAUUAUCUUUAUUUCAAGGCCCAGCGCCAGUAGCAAGGCCAUUUAUUCUGGCUCUAGGUGGUCGUCUGGUGUCUCAACUGGAGGAAGCUGAAAAGAGUCGUCCUCAAGGCCCAGCAGAGCUACAGGCCGUACAAGAUGCAAUCCGGGCCCUGGAAGCACUAGUGUUUGCUGCGGAUGAAACUCACCGUCCUCAGCUGGUGGCUGUGCUGCUGCCUAUCCUCAUCUCCCUCCUCUUAGAUGAGAAUGCUUUGGCAUCGGCUCCGGCGGCUUCUCGCUUGCUGCACGAAUCUGCCUUGAGAGACCUCAUGCGCAUCGGCCCCCAGCACUCGGCUGUCUUAAAAGCGCUGAUGGCCUCCGCUCCGCACAUGAAAGCCAGACUGGAAGCAGCAGUCAAGGGGAACCAGGAGAGCGUGAACUCUAAAGCACAAGCACCUCCAGCCAUCAGCAAAAACACACCCAGCAUUCAACUGAAGAUCAAUUUCCUCUGAAUCCAGUAUUACGAUAGAAAUGACUGAGUGAAUGUUUUAAUCAGUGGUGUUUUAACGAUAAAUCACUUUAAAACUUGUGUCAUUUAAUAAUUGUAGUCCGUUUCAGAAGUGCAUUAACCUCUAUGAGGAUAUUAAUACUUAUUUACUUACAGAACGCAAGGAAAGGGGUUUUACAGGAAUCGACUCAAUCCUGGAAGUGAAUGGCUUUCAUUUAUCUAUUUUAGUCAUCAUGCAGUUUUGUGAUGGGUUUUAUUAUUAUCUGUUUAAAGAAUGCAAAUCAUUAAUUUCUCAUCAACAUGCUGCAUUUCACAACUCAGCCUGGUGCAAAAUCAGCUGCUCUGCUGGUCGUCAGUUACUUACUGAAUUUUCAUAUACAGUUCACCACGUCGUCUAGUAGUUUUAAUUGCUUAAAGAUAGAUACAUGGGUUGUGAAUGUAUUUAUAAGAAAGCAUUACAAACAAAUGCUUUAAUUGUAUAACUUCACUGAUAUGUCUAAUAUAGCUGCACUGUGGAUGGAAGUGAUUUCUACUGCAUAUAAACCUGUAUGUAUUAAUCUAAAUUGAAGCAAAAAGUCACAUUUUAUGAUAUAAAAGCUCAAAAUGACAUCACUGUUUGUUAAUAAUAACAUUAAAAUUGAAGAAGGUGGUCAUGAAGUCAAUUUUACAUCAAGAAUUGUUACUUUUCAUGUCUAUUUAAACUAAUUUGGUAUGUUUUUUAUCAUAAUGUUAGUUUUUAUCUUAAAACUGAUUGUACUUUUUUUCUCAUCACAACUGUUAAUUUUAAUCUCAAUUAAGAUUUCACACCUCAUGAUUAUUUUAUUAUGUGGCUGAAAUGGGUUUUCAUGCAUUCGAAAUAGUAGUUUGAUUUUGUGUAUUGAGAUUAUGCAUGCAAAUCUGUGUUGGUGUCAUUUAUUACAGUUAAUCUAUUUUCACUUCUGACAUGCAGUUUAAGCAUUAGACUGAUCAUAAGUGAGCAAAAACAUUAAACAAGCAGCAGAAUAUUUAAUACACUAACAUACUACAAACAAGUUUACAAUGCAAGAAAACACAAAACACAUUCUUCCACAAAUAUUCUGUAGACUUAAGGUGCUGCUUUCUUCUAGAAGCUGUGAUGAUCAAUACAAUUAUGCAUUUGUAACCUUACAUUUUGUAUAAUGUAAAUUGUACAGAUUAUAUAAUAAUGCAAAAAUAACAUUUAUUUUCUGGUUAUAUUACAAGAAUAAAAUCUAGAUUUGCUUCAA
This is a messenger RNA of Danio rerio (zebrafish), 7585 nucleotides long. The record is from RefSeq and is a predicted model, not a curated record. NCBI's taxonomy places the organism in Eukaryota, Metazoa, Chordata, Actinopteri, Cypriniformes, Danionidae.